AUGCCAGGUGUGGAUAACAUACAACGUUUGAGCUACGUCUCACUCACCACGACGGAUCAGGACAAGUUUUUGCAGCUGUACAAAUUUUAUUCAAAUUUGGGCUUUAGAUUAACCAAAAACUUUUCAAGAGUGACCACGAAUGGAGCUUUAGGAGCUUAUAAACCACAAUUGCAACUCGGCGUCUCUAAAGACUCGUUGAGAGAGGUAUGGCUUGAGUCGUACCCCUUACAGGAAGUUGAUGACAAUGGAAACUUGUGUCCAUGGCAAGAAAUGAAGGUUUACACUGGUGACGAUGGCGAAAAGUUGACCGAGUCUACCGUUCUUAAAAUCAGAUUGUCGAAUGAAAAGCAAUUGAAACCAACAGUAAAGAGAUUUAUCUUUUUCAGUACCGAUUUGAAAAAAGUGGAGACAUUGUUGAAAGAUGCCAAUGCUGAAGUGCAUAAAGAUAAUGAUCAUGUGUUUCAUGUUAUUGACCCUUUGGGAAACAUGUUGCAGUUUUCAAACACCAAGAAUGUGUUGGAACUGAAACAAUAUCAUUCGCCACAGGAGUAUAUCAAAGAGACCGAGACUGAAAUUUUGAAAAACACCCGCAAGAAACAGAUCAAAUCUGAGAUUGAUUUGGUUAUUAACCAAGAAGAUGCUUUUAUUGAUGGAGGAAAGAAGAAAAAGAUUGCGGUUAUGACGUCGGGUGGUGACGCCCCGGGAAUGAACCCGGCAGUGAGAGCAGUUGUCCGUGCGGGUAUAUACCAUGGAUGUGAUGUGUAUGCCGUGUAUGAAGGAUACGAAGGGUUGGUGAAGGGUGGAAGCUUGUUGAAAAAGAUGGACUGGUCCGAUGUUCGUUCGUAUUUAUCCUUGGGUGGUACUGCUAUUGGUACUGCCAGAUGCAAAGAGUUUAGAGAGCGCGAAGGUAGACUACAAGCUGCUUACAAUAUGGUCAUCAACGGUAUUGAUGCAUUGGUUGUUAUUGGCGGUGAUGGGUCGUUGACUGGAGCCGAUUUGUUUAGAAGUGAAUGGCCUUCAUUAAUCGAAGAAUUGGUAAAGACAGGAAAAUUAACUAAUGAGCAAACCAAGCCAUACCAGCAUCUUACUAUUGUGGGUUUAGUUGGCUCUAUAGAUAAUGACAUGUCAGGAACCGAUGUCACGAUUGGUGCUUAUUCGGCAUUGGAGAGAAUCACCGAAAUGGUUGAUUACAUUGAUGCCACAGCCUCAUCUCACUCACGAGCUUUUGUUGUUGAGGUGAUGGGUAGACAUUGUGGUUGGCUAGCUCUUUUAUCAGGGAUGGCUACAGGUGCUGAUUAUGUUUUCAUUCCUGAACGACCACCAAAGGCUGGCGAAUGGAAACAAAAUUUAAAAGAUAUCUGUACCAGACAUAGGGAGUAUGGUAGAAGGAAAACUACCGUGAUUGUUGCUGAAGGUGCUAUUGAUGAUGAAUUGAACCCAAUUACUUCGGAACAAGUCAAGCAAGUGUUGGUGGAGAUUGGGUUGGACACUAGAAUAACUAUUUUGGGACAUGUGCAAAGAGGAGGCACGGCCGUUGCUUCCGAUAGGAGGUUGGCUACAUUGCAAGGUGUUGAAGCAAUAAAGGCAGUUUUGGAUAUGACACCAGAUGCCCCAUCGCCCAUGAUUGGUAUAUUGAGACACAAACUAGUACGCUAUCCUUUAGUGGACGCAGUGAAGCAAACCAAGGCUGUUGCCACAGCCAUCGAAAAUAAGGAUUUUGAUAAAGCAAUGGGCUUGAGAGAUGUUAAUUUUGCCGAGUCGUACAAGUACUUCCAGUCGAUUACGCUCUAUGACGAUGGAUCAAAGAAAUUGGCAGAAGGUAGUAGAUUGAAUAUUGCUGUAGUGCAUGUUGGUGCUGCUUCAGCUGGGUUAAACGCAGCUACUCGGGCUAUUGCAUUGCAAAGUCUUUCACGAGGACACACGUUGUAUGCCGUAACCGAUGGGUUCUCAGGUUUGGUCAAGGGCCAAUUGAAAAAAUUGAAUUGGUUAGAUGUUGAAGGGUGGCACAGUAGAGGUGGAAGUGAAAUUGGUACCAACCGUUCAUUACCUUCGCAAAACUUUGGUGAAGUUGCCUACUAUUUGCAGAAAUUCAACAUCCAAGGAUUAUUAAUCAUUGGUGGAUUUGAAGCUUUUACUUCAUUGCAUGAAUUACACGAUCAAAGAGACAAUUAUCCAAUUUUCAAGAUUCCCAUGGUUGUAAUCCCUGCCACAGUUUCCAAUAACGUGCCUGGAACUGAGUACUCAUUAGGUUCUGACACAUGUAUGAAUGAGUUGGUUACUUAUUGUGAUGCCGUGCAACAAUCAGCAUCGUCGAGUCGUAGAAGAGUUUUUGUUGUUGAAGUGCAAGGUGGCCACUCGGGUUUUGUUGCUGCGUAUUGUGGACUAAUUACGGGUGCGCUAGCUACGUAUACGCCUGAAGCCCAAAUCACGUUGAAGGAAUUACAACGUGAUAUCAACCUCUUAUUCAAGGUGUUUCAAAGUGACCGUGGCGAGGAUCAUAAUGGUAAGUUGAUUGUACGUAACGAGCAAGCAUCAAGUGUCUACACUACUGAAUUGAUUGCUGAUAUCAUUAAAGAAAAUGCCAAGAGUCGAUUCGAGACACGUACAGCAGUACCGGGCCAUGUCCAACAGGGUUACACGCCAUCAGCGGCUGACCGUGUAUUUGCCGUGCAGUUUUCAUUGAAGGCCAUUGAGUUUAUCGAGGAGUACAACCGUUGUGUCGACAACGCCGAUAUAGUGGUGGAUAAAGAGGAUAAGAGCGGUGAUGACGAUGGCUAUGAUAUCGACUUUAGCUCUAAGCAUUCGCAAGUUGUCAUUGGCAUCCAAGGUGAUGCAUUACAAUUCACCAGUGUUAAAAAGCUUUAUGAUUUUGAGGCUGAUGUCAAGUUGAGAAAAGGAAAGACUGUGCAUUGGAAGAAUAUAAUUGAAGUGGAGGAUAUGUUGAGUGGCAAAUCCUUGUUGAAGCGUAAUGAACGGGGUUGA
Messenger RNA from Lodderomyces margitis, 2982 nucleotides. It is a transcript of the gene PFK1, whose product is annotated as 6-phosphofructokinase subunit alpha. NCBI's taxonomy places the organism in Eukaryota, Fungi, Ascomycota, Pichiomycetes, Serinales, Debaryomycetaceae. The record is from RefSeq and is a predicted model, not a curated record. The transcript has a single exon. Gene Ontology annotation, cellular component: 6-phosphofructokinase complex; mitochondrion; cytoplasm. Gene Ontology annotation, molecular function: 6-phosphofructokinase activity; monosaccharide binding; fructose-6-phosphate binding. Gene Ontology annotation, biological process: fructose 1,6-bisphosphate metabolic process; canonical glycolysis; fructose 6-phosphate metabolic process. The coding region runs from base 1 to 2982 and encodes 993 amino acids.